AUGCCCGUAUUAAAUAUGGUAAAGCGUAAGAGAAAAGCAGAAGUUGGAACACCUGUUACUGUGAAGGGAGAACAAUUUUCAGACGAUCUCCUUAUUGCAUCUAAAGAUGGAAACGUGCAGCCCCAACACAAUAAAGAGGCCGCAUCAGUUUCCUUGGGAAGAUACUACACUUAUGAAGAUUACGUAGCAGAAGGCAAAGGGUGGUCUAAUAUGGGUAAAUCAGAAUGGCAGUUAAUGAUCGGUUUUAUAGCAAUUAGAAUAGGCGCACCGCUCAUACUUAUCAUUCACACACUAAUGAUGAUGGGUUUUAUGUACACAAAGUACAACUUUGAUUUUAGCAAUCCGCAGUUAGUUGAGAAAUUUCCUUUCAUCGUUGCACCAUUAUGUGGCAACUUGUUGGUGGUGCAGUUCUUCAGUAAACUUCUGUUCAAGAGAAAUUACUAUAGGCAGAGGAUGGAAGAAUAA
Messenger RNA from Brettanomyces nanus, 465 nucleotides. RefSeq lists its product as uncharacterized. The transcript has 2 exons. NCBI's taxonomy places the organism in Eukaryota, Fungi, Ascomycota, Pichiomycetes, Pichiales, Pichiaceae. The record is from RefSeq and is a predicted model, not a curated record. The coding region runs from base 1 to 465 and encodes 154 amino acids.